Salvia hispanica is the source of this 2578-nucleotide messenger RNA. Its product is annotated as DDT domain-containing protein. NCBI's taxonomy places the organism in Eukaryota, Viridiplantae, Streptophyta, Magnoliopsida, Lamiales, Lamiaceae. The record is from RefSeq and is a predicted model, not a curated record.
UGGCGAGAAAUCGUAUCACCACCGCCUCUCUCUCUCCGCGCCCCUCUCUCUAUACACGCACACAUUGCACACAUAUUCCAUCAAAACCCUCUCAAUCGACCCCCCAAUCCAAUCGAUUUCAUCUCCCCGGUUAUGAUUUUGUAAUUUGAGAAAUUUUGAAAUCAAACAUGCCUCUUUUGAAAAGAAAGCCAUUUUGUUUAAUUGAGAAGCCUGAGGAAUUAAACCCUAAUGAGCUUGUCUUUCAAAUCCGAUUCACAAAGGAGAUCUUCAGGAGUUAUAAUGAAUAUUUGAAGAGGAUCAACUUAUAUCGGAAAAGUGUCUGGACAUGCGAAGUCACAGGGAAGGGCAAUUUUACCUAUGAAGAGGCCUUGGCAUCGGAAGAAAAAGCUUUUAAAAAGACACAAAAGAUUCCUACCAAAUAUGUAGCUCCGGUUCUUCAUGAUAUCCAAUUCAGUAUGCUGAACUUAAAGGAUCUGGUCAAUUCAAUAGCUUCAAAGUUUCAAGGGCCCCUUAAUGAGGGUGAUGAAGUAUAUGGAAAAAAAGAUGGUCGUUUACAUCCUUGCAAAAUCAUAGAAGUGGUUGAGGUUGCUGACAGAAAACAAUAUGAAGUUGAGUGGCUGGGAGAUGACCAAAAAAUGAGUGGAAAUGCAUCACUAAAUGGUGAUGAAUUGAAAGUCAAGAUUCCACCAUUUAGUAAAUGUGCUCUGAAGUCUUUCAUCAAAGACUCAACUUACCGAAGUAUUCCUUGGGUUUUACAUAACCAUUUGUCAAAGAAGUAUGGGAUCUCAACCACCCCUCCUGAAGACAUGAAAAGUAAUAUUUCACUACAAAAUGGACUUGUUGUUUGUAGUAGUAGGAAGAGGAAGAGAAGUGCCAAGGUGGCAAGUGAAAAGGGGAUUAUAGUGUAUGUGCGGAGGAAUAAGCUUUCAUCUUUGUUGACUGGAAAAAGUGCUGAUGGAGUCAAUGAGCAUUCAGAGGAUCAGUCCAUUAAGUAUCCAGUUGAUGACUUGCUGGUGCAACCUACUGUAGAAGAUCGACUUCUGACAGAAAGGCCUUCCCCAUGCAGGGAUUUCAACGUGCCUAUGGAGUGUGUCGGGGAUCUUUUGAUGGUGUGGGAUUUUUGUACUUCUUUUGGGAGGCUGUUGAAUUUAUCUCCUUUCUCCUUAGAAGACUUUGAAAAUUCGCUUUGUUAUAAAGACAGCACUCCAAUCCUUGUUGUGGAAUCUUGUUCAUCUCUUCUUCGCUUACUUGUGAAGGACAACAGUAAGUUCGCGAUGGUGGUAGAAAAUCGAAAAAGGAGACCUAAGAUUACACAGCUUACCUGGAUUGAAUAUCUAUCUGAUUUUUUGGAAACAAUUUCGGCUGCUGAAAUAUCUUCUCACAUAAGUACCAUUAAACGAGGACAUUACGCCUUGUUGGAUAUUCAUAUUAAAUUGGCAAUUUUCCGCGAACUGGUUACUCAUGCACUAGAGACAGAAACUGCAAAGGAGAGGUUGGAUGAGUAUAUUGAAGAAAGACAAGCGCUUUCUGCUACACGGAGGGAUGAAGCACUAGAUGAAGGUAGGAAGAGGAGAGAAGAAAGGGAACGUAGGAAGAUCGAAGCUGCUAGAAAAGGAGUUAAAGAAGAGCAUAAAGUGAAAUAUGGUGAAGGUGCACGCAAUGGAAUUUCUGAUGCGAUAGUUCUUUAUCAAUCAAAUAAUUCAUCCGGAAACAGUGAGAAUGAAGGAGACAGCACGGGUAAGAAAAAUGCUAAGAAACGGAAGCUUCAGAUCACAACCUUUGAAGAUGUCAAUAAUCCAUCUAAGAGGGAUAUCCAUAAGUUGAUGAAAAAUGAGAUUAAGGAAUCAAUAGAGAUGAAGAGUGCUAAAGAAAGGAAAGAAUUUCUUGAAAGGGAGAUCGAGAAGAGAUUUAUACGCACUAGUCCAUUGGGUAAAGACCGAAAUCAUUCCCGGUAUUGGUUUUUUCGGCGUGAUGGGAGGAUAUUUGUUGAGAAUUCUGAAUACACACGGUGGGGUUAUUAUCAAACCACAGAAGAGCUUGAUGCUUUGAUUGGCUCUAUGAAUACAAAAGGUGAGAGGGAGAGAGCCCUGAAAAAGCAGUUGGAGAAGUUCUACAACAAUAUAUGCUCGCAACUACAAACAAGAUCAAGUGAGGCUGUGCAAAGGGAUGAAAUGGAAGAGGCUCUGGUACGGAGGUCAACUCGGGUUCGUGCCCCACCUAGGGAAAAUGCUACGCACUUGUUCCUCAAGUAUGUGAACAAGUGGAAAGAUAUAUAGGCAUUAUUGAUUUGAGGUAUAGAUGCAGCUAACCAUCUGGUUAAGUGGCAAGUAGAAUGUUUGUAGAGUUGCCAUCUUGAAAAGAUAUUGAUGCUUACUGGGAAUAUACAGUAGAUAGAUGAGUUGUAAUUCCCUACACAUUCAUUGUUGGGACAGAAUUUUCGUAAUCUUGGCUUCGACAGCCAUCAUUGGAUGGAAAUUUUGGUAAUAAACCCCUUCAAGAUGGCCCCUCAAUAUGUAGUUGCUGCUAAUCUUGAUAUUUUGUUAAUUACGGUUUAAUUUUGAUUUACCAUGAUUUUACU